AUGGCUUCGUCCUUCUCCAGGGCCUCGAAUCGUCGAAGCGCAAACAUCAGCGGGACCAGGUCCCGACUGUCAACCAGUCUGGCCGAGGACUAUGUGGAGACCCCACCAUAUCACGAGGACGUACCGCCCAAGGAGUUUGAGGAAGCAAUGGAUGAUAGGAGUACGGAACGAACCUCCAAACUACUCAGAAGAGAUCUCAGUACCACCGAACGGCGGAAUGAGAAGAGGAGCGUGGUCACGAGAGAAAAGGUAGUACGAAGGAGUCCUGUCAAAGACUCGAGCAGUGCUGGCAAUAGAGUGGAUGACGGCCGACAGCGGGAUGUUGUGGAGAGUCCAAAGUUUCGGAGGAAACAGAGGGACACGGGAGAGCCGACCAGUCCAUGGAGUCCACAAGCUACCUUAGUACCUCAUUCCUCUGCUCCUCUUGCGAGUCGCAUAUCUGCACCGCCGGUAUCCUCUGUCGCCCCCAGAACUCUCCUCCCGAAACCAUUCCAAGAUAUGCCAAUGCAGGAACAAGAAAGCGUGCUAUUAGACGAUCUUCUUUAUGUAUUCAUGGGCUAUGAAGGACAAUAUGUACGAUUUACAGACUCAUACAACCCAACGGAGGAGAAAGCGAAGCUGGCUGGGCCGGACUUUCGCAUACUUCCGGGUCUUGAUCCCAGUCUGAAGGAUUUGGCGACGUCCAUGCUGAAGAUGGCAACUCAUUACUCGGCUAUAGAAGCAUUUGUUGAGGCUCAGAGCCGAGAAGAAUUCGGUUCCGUCAACCACGCUCUGUGCGCCGCGAUCCGAAAGCUGCUCAAGGAUUACCUGAUCCUCGUGGCGCAAUUGGAAUGGAAAGUGAUCAGCGAUCAGUCCUUCACCUUGCAUCAAAUGCACCUGCAUGUCAUACCCACGGCGCAAAGUUUGGCACAUCUGUACGCGCUAGCGCAAGAGCUGCUAAAGAAGAAUUCGUUGCUUGAGGAGGACCUAGACGAGUCUAUUGACGAUUUUGACGACGCUGAUAAUAUCUUGGAAAGACUACGAGAGGGAGGGGAUUUGCUACCUGGGAGCAUGACCAAGAAAGGAUGUAUAGGCGGCAAUGUGCUAGCACUCCUGACGCAGAGACUGGAGACGUAUUCCGGCGAUCCUUCUGCCAGAACUCUACUGGAGAUGCUGCUACGUGAAGCAAGUCGGCCCUAUGUAAGCAUGCUGAAUGAGUGGCUGCAUCAUGGUGGCAUCAAAGACCCACAUUCGGAGUUUCUGAUCGGUGAACGUUCUGGCAUUAAGCGAGAACGAAUGGACGAGGAUUACACAGACGAGUACUGGGAGAAGAGGUAUUAUAUCAGAGAUCGAGAAGUCCCUACUCAGCUUGAAGCGGUCAAGGAAAAGAUCCUCCUCGCAGGCAAAUACCUCAACGUUGUCCGAGAAUGUGGCGGCGUCAACAUCAGCAAGAAAAUCACCAAUAUUCCACAAACCUUCUCAGAUCCGCAAUUUCUCGACAAUGUCAAUACCGCUUAUUCUCACGCCAAUUCCUCCCUCCUCUCUCUUCUACUGACGGAGAACUCCCUCCGGAGCCGUCUCCGCUCCCUCAAACAUUACUUCUUUCUUGACCGUGCCGAGUUCUUCCUAUACUUCCUCGAACUUUCCAGCUCCGAACUCCGCAAACCGAAUAAAAGCGUCAACAUUGGGAAACUACAAUCUCUUCUUGACCUGGUGCUACGUCAGCCAGGCAGUAUUGCGGCCGCCGACCCUUUCAAAGAAGAUGUAAGAGUCAAGAUGAAUGAAAUCAGCUUGACCCAAUGGCUGAUGAAAAUCGUCAUGGUCCAAGGUAUCGACCAAGACAACCAGGACUCCAUGGUGGAGAGAUACCAGGCCACUCCGGCCCCAAGCGUGACCAAAGAAGAUGACAAAGAGAUCAACGGCUUCGAUGCCCUUGAAAUCGACUACACCGUCCCUUUCCCCCUCAGCCUCGUUAUUUCCCGUAAGACAGUUCUCCGCUACCAACUCCUGUUCCGCUACACCCUCGCCCUCCGCCAUCUCGAAACUAUGCUCGUAGACUGCUGGUCCGAGCACACCAAGACCCAGUCCUGGAUCCACAAAUCCUCCUCGCCACGGAUCGAGAUCUGGAAACGCCGAGCCUGGACCCUCCGGGCGCGAAUGCUCGUCUUCGUGCAACAGAUGCUCUUCUUCGCCACCACCGAAGUCAUCGAGCCGAACUGGCAAAAAUUGAUGGCCAAAGUCGAUGAAGCAAAGGCGCCUGACGACUUGUCGCAUCAAACCUCACAGCAGGAGCAGCAGCCGCCAGCGUUGCCCUCAUCAAGCACUACUACGAAAACGAAAAGAACAGUAGACGAACUGAUGCAAGACCACCUCGACAUGCUGGACAGCUGCAUGAAAGACCUCGGCCUGACGCAGGGGAAACUGCUCAAGAUCCACGCCAAGCUCAUGAUGGGCUGCACCAUGUUCGCGACAUAUACCUCCAGCCUCUCCCGUUCUCUGUACGCCGCCGAUCCGGAUCUCACAAAUCCCAAUACCACCACAAUCACCACCAACCACGCAGCCGAACCAAACAAAACCACCACCACCACUGCUGCCGCUGCAGCAGCUACAGCCCCCAAUACCUACCCCGAACGCGAAUGCAGAGUCCGAUCCCUCCCGCCUCGUGCGCAUGGACGAAACCCUCAAGAAAUACGAGGACCACUUCAAUCGCCACCUCAAGAUCUUGAUCGACAUGGUUGUAAGGAAAAGACGGACAGCGAGACCCAGAUCAAGUCGCUUGCCACUGCGGAUCCAGAUGAAUCAUUCGUCAGAAGGGGCCCUGAACAGCUAGGCAGACCACGAUUAGAGGCAUCGAUGGCUGCUUCCGCUGCCACGUCAGAUCCAGUGGACGUUUUCAAUCAAGGAUCCAAACGGAGUCAAGGACUCGGGCAGGAAAACGGUCUUGAAUUUUGCGGGUGGGAAGAGAAUUCCUCCUGCACCACCGCAUAA
Endocarpon pusillum Z07020 is the source of this 2967-nucleotide messenger RNA. RefSeq lists its product as uncharacterized. Gene Ontology annotation, molecular function: gamma-tubulin binding; microtubule minus-end binding. Lineage: Eukaryota; Fungi; Ascomycota; Eurotiomycetes; Verrucariales; Verrucariaceae. Gene Ontology annotation, cellular component: spindle pole; mitotic spindle pole body; gamma-tubulin small complex. The transcript has 3 exons. The coding region runs from base 1 to 2967 and encodes 988 amino acids. The record is from RefSeq and is a predicted model, not a curated record. Gene Ontology annotation, biological process: cytoplasmic microtubule organization; spindle assembly; mitotic cell cycle.